Molecule: messenger RNA, 5978 nt
Organism: Pseudophryne corroboree (corroboree frog)
Lineage: Eukaryota; Metazoa; Chordata; Amphibia; Anura; Myobatrachidae
Gene: THSD7B
Product: thrombospondin type 1 domain containing 7B
Exons: 29
Coding region: 469-5286 (1605 amino acids)
Biological process (GO): actin cytoskeleton organization
Cellular component (GO): plasma membrane
Source: RefSeq, a predicted model, not a curated record
UUUCAGUGUUUCACUGAACGUGAGCAGUGUGUGAUGUUCUCUGAGUCUGGGCAUCUGCAUCACUCUGCAUCCAUCCUUUGCCGAAAGUGGAUUAUAGUUCACUCCUGAAACGGAUACUGCAAAUCAGCGCAGAUCAGGUUCCAUUAACCCCUGCACUUCAAAAUCUGUUGGAUUCUUCCUCGAUAAGAGCUAGUCACUUUCCUGACUUUCAGGGGAUGCUCCGUCUGCACAUUCCAGCAAUGAUCCUGCAGUGUCCUAUAUGCUAAUACAUUCUGUAUGGUGCACAUACUGUAGUCCUGGUCACUGGUCACCCAUGCCCAUUCUCUUGUUAAAGAUCUUCAGUGAAACGUGUGUGAGUUAUACUGCACUGAAACAAACUAAUUUAUCUGCAUCUUUAUCAUGGCAAAAUAUCUUCAAUAACUGUACACCAAGGGCCAGGAAGGACGUGGGAAGAUAUUCGGGUGCAGAAUGUAUCUGAGACAAAACGGAUCCAUGGGCCCCUGUCCGCACCAAUACAAACAGAAACUUCUGUGGUUCAUGGCUUUCCUGCUGCCUCUUACAAGGGCUGAUGUGGACACUCAAGAAGACAAACUGUUUACUUGGAAAUCAGGUGCAUGGGGUCAGUGCAUUGGAGAAUGUGGGCCAGGUGGCCUCCAGAGCCGAUCGGUGUGGUGCGUACAUAGUGAAACUUGGGUUACCCAUAUCUCAAACUGUGAAUCACAGGACGAGCCAGCAAGCCAAAGGAACUGCUUUAAAAUCUGCGACUGGCACCGUGAUCUAUUUCAGUGGGAGGUUACAGAAUGGGACACAUGUGUUCUUGUGCCUUAUUCCAACAAUGAGGUUAAGACAAGAAGCACAGAAUGUGUUACUGCCCAGCGUGGUCUACAGCAAAGACAAGUGAAUUGUGUCCACAAGGCCAACAGAUCCAUUACACUUGUUGAAAUCUGUGAGCAUUUUACCCCACAGCCACCAACAGAACAAGCUUGUCUAGUUCCUUGCCCACUGGAUUGUAUUGUAUCUGAAUUCUCACCAUGGUCCACAUGCAGUAAAAACUGUGGGAACCAUCUCCAAUACAUAACUCGUUCAGUAAUUUCUGCACCUUUAUAUGGUGGCUCAGACUGUCCUAACCUUACAGAAUGGAGGACUUGUCCAUUUCACAGUUUGUGCUCUUUUGGAGAAGAAGAAUAUACAUACAGCCUCAAAGUUGGACCAUGGAGUGAGUGCAGACUGCCUCAUGUAAAAGAAAUCAAUUUGAGUGGAAGAACCAUGUUGGAUUUUGGCUCUGAUUCUGGGGAAAGAAGUAUAUUUAGACAGACAGGACCUAAGUCACUAGAGGACUCUGGCAUGCGGGACUUGGAAAUUGGUUACCAAACACGGCAAGUGCAGUGUAUGCAAAGUGAUGGAAAGAAUGCUCUUCUGAGCAUCUGCACCCAGAACAGCAUGCCUCUACAUUACCAGUCUUGUAUAAUGCCAAGAGACUGUGAAGUAUCGGAGUGGUCUGCAUGGAGUCUGUGUUCUAAGACCUGUCAGCCCGGAGGGUCAAUUCUUGGAUUACGGAGCAGGAGAAGGGAUGUUAAACACAUUGCGGUUGGUGAAGGGAAACCUUGUCCCGUGCUGGAAGAAAUGGAAGCAUGUAAUACAGGAGGACGUGAGCCACUAUGUCUCAGCUUCUCCUGGAAGACCUCUGAGUGGACGGAGUGCCAGGCAUCUCUACUCACUGAGCAGGGUACCACUUCCCGGGCAGAGGAAACGACACAGUGCGGUGGCGGAGUUCAGACCCGAAAGGUGUUUUGUGCACAAAGUGUGAUGGAAUCAGGGACAAAAAAAGAAGUCUACAGACCUGUAGGACCAGAGUUUUGUGUAGGACCAGCACCAUCCGAAUCUCAGCUGUGCAACAUCCCAUGCCCCACAGACUGCUUAUUAUCUUCCUGGACUGAUUGGGGGCCAUGUAUACAUGAAAAUUGUCUGGAUCCUCAUGGAAGAAAAGGUUAUAAAUUCAGAAGAAGACAAAUUACAUUGGAGUCUAUGACGACUAGUGGAAAUUGCCCACAUUUAGAAGAAGCAGUCCCCUGUGAUGAUCCUUUGUGCUAUAAAUGGGCUGUAUUUGGAGAUUUACAUUGUGUACCUGAAAAUGGAGAGUGCGGACAUGGGAAAUAUCACAUAAACACCACAUGUCUGGGUGAACUUGGACAAUCUGUCUCUGCAGAGCUCUGUGUGGAUGAGCCUCCCGUGCAGCUGGUCUGCAAAGUGCCGUGCAGUCUGGACUGUGUCAUUAGUGAGUGGUCAGCCUGGUCGCCGUGUUCCCGUUCUUGUUCUACUAAAAAUGCAGAGGGGAAGCAGAGCAGAACCAGAUCAAUCCUCGCCUAUCCCGGAGAAGGUGGGAAGUCUUGUCCUUCAAGCCAAGCAUUGUAUGAGUAUCGGUUGUGCAAUGACCAUCUCUGCACAACGUUUUACUGGCAGACAUCGCCAUGGGAACCAUGUACCACAAACACACAGAUAGCACAAUUAAAUUUCACCGUCAGCCGGAGCAAAGAGAAUACGUGUGGUGUGGGAGUACAAACCCGAAUAGUUUUCUGCAUGAAGAACAGUACAGGACAAGCCACUGGUAAAAGGUGCCCAGAAUUUAGCAAACCUGAAACAAUUCGCACCUGUCUACUACCCUGCAAGAGAGACUGUGUUGUGACUCUCUUUAGUGAGUGGACCUCUUGCCUGAAAACGUGUCAGCCUGGGAACAACUCUGUGGCCAAACAGUCUCGAUACAGGAUAAUAACACAAGAAGUCCUGAAUGGAGGACAGGAAUGUCCUGGUACUCUGUACGAAGAGAGAGAAUGUGAGACUGUCCCGGUCUGUCUAAUGUACAGGUGGAAACCUCAUGCGUGGAAGCAAUGUGUCCUUGUGCCAGAUUAUGUGAGACAAGGGAUCACCGGAGCCAGUGAUUCAUGCGGACACGGAAUACAAACUAGAGAUAUAAUCUGUGUAACUGCUGAUGACCACCCUACAGAGGUGACUGAAUGUCUUCGAUGGGCCGGACCAAUCCCACCCUUAGCACAGGAGUGUAACAUCCCCUGUAAGGAGGACUGUACAUUUACCCCUUGGACCCAGUUUACCUCAUGCUCCACAGACUGUGUUUCAUCCAGGAUCAGGAGGAGGCAUCUCACUGGGAAAAGCAAGAAGCGGGACAGAUGUCAGAAUGCAGAGGUUUAUCCGUUAGUCGAGACAGAGGCCUGCGCCUGUAAAGAAUAUAAAUCUCAUCCACAUGGAAAUUGGUCAGACUGCAUAAUAAGAGACUCGAGAAAUGAGAUUCAACUGAGAACGAGAACUCCGGGGAACAUGAAAAGCUGCGGAGAAGGUGUCCGAUUCCGUGCUAUCGCUUGUUAUGAUUUAAGUGGCAGGAUAGUAGAGCCCACUCUCUGUAGUCAUUCUGGUUACAUUGAGGAAAAGUGUGAAAUUCCAUGCCCAUUUGAUUGUAGACUGAGUGACUGGUCUAGCUGGACUCCAUGUAGCUCCUCUUGUGGACCUGGAGUGAAAAUGCGGUAUAAAUUUCUGAAAGAAAAGCCUUACAAUGGAGGACGGCCUUGUCCGAAGCUUGACCUUAAAAAUCAGGUGUACGAGGCAAUCCCAUGCUAUAAUGAAUGCAAUCAGUACUUGUGGGUGACCGAGCCCUGGUCUGCUUGCAAACUCCACAGUGAGGAGAAGACUGCUGACUGCGGGCUGGGAAUACAAAUCAGGAAAGUACGAUGUGUAAAUAUAUCCAAAAAUGCUGAGGAUGACUUUGUAAGUGAUACUUACUGUAACCACCAAGAAACUCCCACAAGCAGGCAAAACUGCACUCUUUCCUGCCCUGGCGAAUGUGUGAUGUCUAGCUGGGGCCAGUGGAGUCAAUGCCCAAAGCUGUGCGACUCUGUCUCACUGAGGUCAAGGACAAGAUUUCCUCUGAGAUUUCCUGCUAGCAUAAAGCCCUGUCCUAAGGACUCAGAAACUGAGCCAUGCGUCCUGAACAGUAAUUGUUUCCACUAUCAGUAUAAUGUCACAGAGUGGAGCACCUGUCAGCUCAGUGAAAAGGCUAUCUGUGGAGAAGGAAUAAAAACUCGGCUUUUAGACUGCACCCGCAGCGAUGGGAAAUCUGUACAAAUGUCCUAUUGUGAGCAGCUAGGACUGAAAAAGCCUGAAAAAAUGAGUCUCCGCUGUCUAGUAGAAUGCACAUUUGAUUGCCACAUCUCUGACUGGUCAGCCUGGUCUCCUUGCCCCCAGACAAGUGGCUUUGCAGGCCAGGAGCGAUCCCGACACAUAAUCAUGCAAGCUGAAGGAGAUGGGCGACCUUGUCCAACACUGCUCAACCAGUACAGAAGCUGCCCAGUUUACCCUCACUAUGCCUGGAGUUUUGGGGAAUGGUCGAUGUGUAAAGUUGAGAAUGGCCAGUGUGGAGAAGGACUUAAGUCUCGUAACCUCACAUGUGCGGUACAUGAUAUUACCAUCUCUGGAACCAAACAGCAAGUAGACCCUAAAUUCUGUGGCCAAUUACCCAGUGAGGAGAAUCCACUCAGUAUGAACUGUUAUGUCCCUUGUCCAGGUGAUUGCCACCUUACGGAAUGGUCCCACUGGAGUUCCUGCGAGGUCACCUGCAUUGAUGGACGCAGUUUUGAAACAGUUGGUCGGCAGACCCGAUCAAGAACCUUUAUUGUGCAGUCUCUAGAUAACCAGGAAAGCUGUCCAAGUCCCAUUAUUGAGACUCGGCCCUGCACAGGAGGAAAAUGUUUCAAAUACACGUGGAAGAUGAGCCCCUGGAGGGACAAUAAAAGAACAGUUUGGUGCCAGCGCUCAGAUGGGAUAAAUGUUACAGGAGGUUGCUCUCCUAACUCCCAGCCUGCUGCCGUUCGAAGCUGCGACCCACCAUGCAGAAAACCAUUUUCCUAUUGUAUGCAGAGUGGAAUCUGUGGUUGCCAUGAAGGAUACACACAAAUAAUGAGAUCUAGCGGCGUCCUUGACUAUUGUUUGAAAGUUCCGGGCCCUGAAUCUAAGAAAGCCGACGUGAAAACUUUCAUUGAAAAAAGUAAACCUAGUAUCAACUCCAAACUCCCGCAGAUAUUUAACUGGUCGAUUCAGCUAUUUGACCAAGAUGGACGUGUGAGUCUUUGGGUCUAUGUGGUAUGUGUGGGAAGUUUUCUCAUCCUGGUUUUCCUCAUCAUCAUUUCUUACCUCGUCUGCAGAAAGCCACAAGGACAGAAAAGCAAGCUUCCUCAGCAAAAGCCUCUAACCUUGGCAUACGAUGGAGAUUUUGAUAUGUAACAUAUAUAUAGAUAUAUAAAUGGUAAUACAGAUAAAUCAGCUGCCUUAACUCUGUAUGGAAAUAUUGGAUCGUCCAUGGAUUUCUACAAAAGAUAAAACUGGUGUUCGUAUAAUUUAGCUCAGACUAUAACUUUUCAUACUUGUGUCAAUAGAUAAACCAGUCUGUAGUCUUCAUUUAAAUACCUAAAAUUUAUACUACAGGAAUCUAUUAAAAAGAGACAUUUUAAAGUCUAGAAUGAACUUGUUAUAAUUCACAUUUUCCAGAAAACUCCUAAUUUGUUGGAUAUAACGCUCCCACUUUUUGUCACUACAUAAGCCGUUGUGGAACUUAUUGCGGACUGUCAAGAACUCCGAGAUUUGUUACAAAGCAUCUUGUAUCAUCAUCUUGUUGAAUAGUUUCUUCACUUUCAACAUGAAUAUAUCCACUUUCUGUGUACGGUAUGAAUGCUGGUGGGUGUAUCAGGUUAUGCAAAAUAAAACAUGAAAUUGUAUAUAAUGUAAAUAUUUGGACUGAUAACACAUUUUAACACCUGCAAAUCUGUUUUUCUAUGGGAUUUUGUGAUAUAUUUCUAACCCAAAUUUUGUAUCUUAUGUAAAAAUAUGUCACAUCAAUACAUCUCUACCCGUGAACCUUCAGAUAAAGGCUCAUAAAGGUUUAAAUUAUUAUUGCAAAUAAACUUCUUCAAUGACAA